AUGGCUACUCAAUUGGAUGCGACUGUCGUUCAAGUCAUUAUCGAUUAUUCUUUCCGCAAUACAGAACAUCUCAUGCAAGCUUUGACAGCAGCCGGUGCAGAAGAGGACAACCAUGAUGGUAAUCGAAGACUCGCUCAUCUUGGAAGCACUUUGCUCCGAUUUAUUUUGAGCCUUCUUGUAUUUGAAACUGCACCAAGUCGAAGCGGGAUAACAAAGCUCGAAACGUCCAUCAUAUCGGUUGCCCAGCGAGCCUCGGUCGCUGAACAAAGUGGUAUUGACAACUUUAUCAAGUAUAGCGAAAAACCGGGUGCACGAUCCCCCAGGGUGUUAGCUCUCGCGAUCGACGCCAUAAUUGGAGCAGUUUAUGUCGACUCAGCAGACUUCAACGCUUCGUGGAAGGUAGCUUUGAAAUUGAAAUUAGUCUCCACCACCUGCCUCGGAAACUCUGCGUUUCUCGCACGGCCCUUGUCUGGUCUACACAAAUUACCUUCAUCAUUCGCCCGAAGCAACACACCCGAAGACAUGGCAAACUUUUUGCGACCUGUAUUCAGCAUCGGUACCCCAUACGACCCAGAUAUGCGACCCUCCAUUGGGCUUGAUGGGACAAUUGGCGCUGUGACGUCUGCACGUAUACCUAGCCCGAUGAAUCAACUCUCGUACUACGAGUUACCGAUAAGCGAUGAUACACAGCUUUGGACGUCCAUACAGCGAUCUUCGAGUAGAGACUACCUUCAUACAGAAUAUACUGGUGAUGCCAUCAGUCGGGAGUCAGCUUUCGACGUUCGUGGAAUUCCCCACGCACGAAACGACCUGUUUCUUGCUACCGGAGACAGUGAAGAAAACCGUGUCAACUUUUUCGAUCAGAAAAGUAACCGAGCCCAAGUUUCGCAAGGAGAGCCAACAAGGGGUCAAGGCGGUCAAGCUCUGCUUGAUGAUGACUGGCUAAACUCAUUUCUUGACGAAGAGAACAAAAGAUGCCGGACUCACCAGUAUCCGCUUCCUCUCGAAACUUUCCUUGCUCCGCGUAUCCAAACGGCUCUGGUUGAUAUUGAUGCACGUCCAAGGGUGCUAGCCAAAUUCUUGAUCCACGUUGCCAGUGCAGAGACUUUAGUCACCUUGCGAAACGUCGUCCUAUCAUACCGAGAACGGCCCCUAUCAGCUUCCCUUGGAAUGAGGCCAAGUCUGUCGGUCAAAGAACGUUUCAAUAUCAUAGGCCUCCUUGACACCGAAAUUGCUUGGCGCCGGCUGCUCCGGAUGUACCAUAUCUUGGAGCUGUACAAAGCCUGUAGAGGGGCAGGGUGCGCGGAGAAAAUCAUUGUCACUACGCCUACCUCGUUUCCGACGCGAAAGCGGAAAGCAGGAAACCCACUCCAUGCCGCAGAGGCAGAGAUUGCAGAGAGAAUGAUGAAGAGCAUUUAUCCUGAUGCCAUCCAAGGCACUAAGGACUAUGAGGGACAGAAGGCCACUUUAAAGCGUGUUCGGAAGCUUGGCCAGCGAUUACAUAUCUUGGUAACCAAGUUCGGGAAUGGCAUUCUUGCCCUGAUGUUGAACGAUGACAUGAAAGGCUUGCAAAUAUCAGAGCAAAUGUGA
This is a messenger RNA of Penicillium diatomitis, 1590 nucleotides long. RefSeq lists its product as uncharacterized. Gene Ontology annotation, molecular function: ribonuclease III activity. The transcript is spliced from 2 exons. Lineage: Eukaryota; Fungi; Ascomycota; Eurotiomycetes; Eurotiales; Aspergillaceae. Bases 1 to 1590 code for a protein of 529 amino acids. The record is from RefSeq and is a predicted model, not a curated record. Gene Ontology annotation, biological process: RNA processing.